AUGGCACAAGUUGAAACAUGGCCAUUAAUUGUCUGCGACGGCUCACUGCGCCGCAGCAUCUGCUCACCGGGUUGCCGGGUCUGCUACACCGAUUUUCUCGUCGCCGCCAUGGGUCGGAAGAGAUGGGUAUCGAGCUUCUGGGGGGUGCAUCCCCUGAAUCUCCUGGCUCACGCAGCCGUAAUUUUAAUUGUCAAGUGCUCAGAUGUGGCAGCAGAGCAUGAAAGCAACGGCGGACUCGCCGAUGCACCGGUGCAAGUUCAGAUACAUGAGCAGGCCGACACAGAGACUACGCCCCCACCUCUCCAGACCGUUGUUAGUAGUGCGCAGGCAUCUGCAGAGACUGCUUCUUCAGCGGGAGAUGUGUAUUUGCUCCAAAACAGGGGGGAGAAGCUGAUCCAAAGGGUAGAAGCCCCCCACAUGUCCCCUCCGGGUGCAGGCCGCCUUGCUACGACGGGUCUGCUUGCUUCUCUUCUAGUUCUCAUCGGAUUAGUCUUCUGGGAAGUUUUUAACUUUGUUGGCGAUGUGCAUGACCCAUUUAAAGAUGUGACGGACCCCGGGUUGAUUCCUGUGAUGAUCGACGAUAUGCUAGAUAAAGGGAAGUCCUUCGCCUUCGUGGUAAGGCGAUGCAAGUUUUGCGGUAUUGGUAUUCGGGCACUGAAAAAGGCUGGGAAGGAUACGGUGGUGGUUAUGGUCGAAGGGCAUCCACAUCAAACCGCGAUCAGCCGCUGCCUGAGGACCAGAUACGGCGCUAGAGGAUUUCCGUUCUUUAUCGUUGACUCCGAUCGAUAUGGAUACCUUUCAAAAGUGGUAGAUAUUCACUUGAUAUGGGAUUUCCCUACAGAAGCAUCUACUGCAGGAUGUAGCAUCAUUGUGGCGAAGCAGUUUUUGGCAGAAGAGUCCCCCCGAUGA
Eimeria acervulina is the source of this 909-nucleotide messenger RNA. RefSeq lists its product as hypothetical. Lineage: Eukaryota; Apicomplexa; Conoidasida; Eucoccidiorida; Eimeriidae. The transcript is spliced from 5 exons. The record is from RefSeq and is a predicted model, not a curated record. The coding region runs from base 1 to 909 and encodes 302 amino acids.